AUGAAACAAACCCUCAUCAAAUCGAAAAACCAUUUUUGUUCAACUUUUGAUUUAACAAAAUCAAUUCCUCAGAAUAUUAUAGAUAAUGCACUAAUGAGAUUAAUUAAUGUAAAUGAAUUAAGUGAGAAUUCAUAUCAUACACUUUUAGAUAGAAUACGCAACGUCAUUGAAGAAAAUCAUUUGAAUUCUUUGUUAAUACCACCUUCAAAUGAUAUUUUUGCAUUCUUGCACGCUUUACGUGGCUUAUUAAGAUUUUCAUUCGGUGUAGCUGUUAUUACAAUUCCGGCUUAUAUAUAUACAUCAUCCUCUUCGAACUGUGUUCGUUCAUUAGAAAAAUUGAACACGUGUGAUGCGGUUGUCGAAGUUGAAUCAUUUGCAAGUAGAUAUUCAAAUGAUUUUGUAAUGGUUCCCCCUUCCUUUCUUUUUAUUGUUAAAAUUAAUCUGAAAUUUCGGUUAGGAUACCCUGCAACUACUAAUGCAAUUUAUAGUGUCCUCUCUAGUAGGUAG
This is a messenger RNA of Funneliformis caledonium, 507 nucleotides long. The record is from the annotation of a GenBank genome assembly. NCBI's taxonomy places the organism in Eukaryota, Fungi, Glomeromycota, Glomeromycetes, Glomerales, Glomeraceae.